Molecule: messenger RNA, 1494 nt
Organism: Anopheles bellator
Lineage: Eukaryota; Metazoa; Arthropoda; Insecta; Diptera; Culicidae
Gene: Roe1
Product: grpE protein homolog, mitochondrial
Exons: 3
Coding region: 91-801 (236 amino acids)
Biological process (GO): protein import into mitochondrial matrix; protein folding
Cellular component (GO): PAM complex, Tim23 associated import motor
Molecular function (GO): adenyl-nucleotide exchange factor activity; protein homodimerization activity; protein-folding chaperone binding
Source: RefSeq, a predicted model, not a curated record
CACAAAAAUUCAGAAGAGCGUUUUUGCGUUCCAUCCUAAACAUUCGGUGCAUCGGUGCAUUUUCGUGUUCUGUUCCCUAACUAAAACAUUAUGCAUCGCACGAAAACCGCACUCAGCUUGCUGGUGCGGCUGGACCGUCUACGGCUUCCGGCGACUGUAAGCAGAAUGCAAUCGACGUUACUCCCAGGACAUGCCCGGUCAAUCCUGCUCUCGGAGGCAAACACACUACGCACAGUCACAACACGGGACUUUAGUACCGAAAAAGACACGGCACGUGUCGAGGAACCGAGCGAGGGCGAAAAGAAGCUGACCCUGGAGAUUGAAGAUUUGCGCAAAGAGACGACAGAGCUGAAGGAGAAAGUCAAAACCCUGGAUGAUAAGUACAAACGAGCGCUAGCCGAGAGUGAAAACAUCCGACGGCGGUUAACGAAACAGAUCGAAGAUGCCAAACAGUUUGGCAUUCAAGGGUUCUGCAAGGAUCUGCUGGAGGUGGCCGAUAUUUUGGGGCACGCGACGGAAGCAGUGCCGAAGGAGGAGGUCUCUGAUCGCAAUCCACAUCUGAAAAAUCUCUUCGAGGGCCUCACGAUGACCCGGGCACAGCUCAACAGCGUGUUCCGGCGACACGGACUGGAGGCGGUUAAUCCGAUGAAUGAAAAGUUUAACCCGAACCUGCACGAAGCCCUGUUCCAGCAGGAGGUGGAAAACGUCGAGCCAAACACGGUGGUGGUCGUGAGCAAGAUUGGCUACAAGCUGCACGAUCGCUGCAUACGUCCCGCACUGGUCGGGGUCACGAAGGGAUAACUAACGAAGGGAUGCUAACGGCACUCUGAAGUGGGAACCGAUUGUGUGUGGUGAGGCGCACCUUGUUAAUAUUAUUCGAUGCGGUGGCCCACCGAGGGAAGUUUUGGGUAGCGCAGCAUAUUCCACAAUAAAUAAAACGCUACAUUAUGUUCCGAUUGGACAACAGAAAACGGCUCAUUACCAAACAAAACGAUGAAACGGAAGUAGUGUGUACAAUCUUUAUUGCGCUAUAUGUUUCGUUUCUCGCCACCCGCCGGCGUCCUCAAUUCGGUAGGUGCAGAUGAAUGACGAAGGAAUAGGUUCAGCACCCCCGUGCGUUAUAGUACAACAGAAAUAAUAUUUCCACUUCAACCGGAUUCACACCGUCGCUGAAGCAGAACUACGCAAAAAGUCACACGAAGCUUCUUAAAAACCUUGCUGGAACUGCUUCGAGUCCAAUCGCGCCAUUAUCAGCUCCAGCUGCCGCUUGGCCUCACACAGCGGGAAAUUGUUCAUAUCGUAGUACUGGGGUGCUAUCUGAAGCAACCAUUCGGCUGAAAGUGGAAAAAGAGGGGUAAAUAAUUUUCCUUUUGCUACCUCUUCAUAAUAUGCUUACGCUUCACGUCCGUCACGGUACGGAUGUAGUUCUUCGUCGUCAGCACAAACUCAUUGUAGAUGACCCACUCCGGUUUGUGGUCGAGGCAAGUGGACGGA